AUGACGGAGACAGUCGAGGUCACCAAGGUCGCAGAGGUCGCCCCGGCGGCUGCAGACUCUGAUGACCCCCCUUCAUACGAGGUCUCGACCAGUGAGGCCGGGCACUUGGAAGAUAAAGCUCAGCCAGAGAAGCCCAAGGACAAAACCGAGGAGCAAUCUCAAGAACCACCAGGAAAAGCUGCCGAGGCAUCGACAGAGAAGUCUUCCGAGAAAAAGCCCGAAGCUUCUGUAGAGCAGUCCGCUCCCAAGAUCACUAUCGAGACCGCAUCUGAAGCCAAGACGGAAGAAAAGCAGCCAGCAGAAACUUCCUCCGCCGAGAAAGCCCAGAAAGAUGCCGCGAAAGAGGACUAUUCGAAGCUCUCGCACAGUGCAUUGACCAGCGACAUGGCAUUCAACUGGAUGAAGGACCUGCACUCGCGAAUGGCGACAAUCGAAGUCCAACAAAAGGAAAAAGAAGAGACGUCGGCGGAUACAAGCGAGUCCAAGGAGCGGCACAUGGUGCAGACGAAACCCGAGGUGCGCCACUGCAGCUGGGACCAGUUCAAGAACCGCUACAGCGAGGACGAGAGCAACUAUGCCAUCGAGACGCUGCUCGCAUCCGACGAGCUCGACGUGGAGAUGGAGGAGGAGCAGCUAAAGCGACUGCCCGUCGACAAGAGGAAGCCCUUUGACCAGGCUCCUCGCAAGCGGAUCAACCGCCGGGGCCAGAUCGACAACAAAGACGAGGGUCGCAUUAUCGAGCGAGUGAGGAUCAACUCUGCUGUUAUCCUAGCACUGCUCGCCAAGGUGACCGGCGAGGUCUCAUGGUCGUCCAAGCCGCACACAUUCCUCAAGCCGUUCAAGAUCUCGAUCUUCUUCCACUCCAAGGUCGAGGAGGAAGUGCAGGCAAUCAAAAAGCGGCUUGGUAUUCCGGAUGAGGAGGGCAAUUCCAAGCCUACUGAUGUGCUUGCAAAGGAGGCUGUCCCUGAUGCACCAGAGACUGCUUCCUCCGAGGGAAAGAAAGCUGAUGUGCCCUCUGGAAACGCCGAGGACCAGGUUGCUACUCCAGUCAAGACGGCUCACGAGUCAAGCAAAUCCGAAGCACCGAAGAGUCCCGUCAAAAGCUCCGAGACUGCUUCAAAGGCCAACGAUAAGUCAGAAAAGACGUCGGGGGAGUCCGAAGAGUUCAAGGUUGAUCUUGACACCAUCACUGCCGAGCAGUUCAAGGAGAUCCAGUGCUACAUGGACUUCAUGAGGACAGAGAUCCUCCCCAACUUCCACAAGUUUGACAGUGGGACCUUGGACGGAAGGACCAAGAUUCGUUUCGAGGACUUGUGGUAUCUCUUCCGGCCAGGACAGCUGAUCUUCCAGCGGGAUGACGCCUUCCUGAGCCAGGCAUACUCCCAGUCCGAGGGGUCCGAAACGCACUCUUACAAAGCACUCGAGGGCCCGGGUGGGCCAAGGCUCUGGCGCAUAUUCCACAUCUGGCAGGACAACCCUGACUGGAAGGUCGACGACCUGGAGAAGACGGGUGCCGAGCUCCGCCGCGACAGCGCAAGCUCACCGUCAGACACUAACAUCAUGGCCUACUACAUCGACUUUGACGGCGACUCGUACGCGGCCGUGACCCGCAAGUUCAACAUCCCGUUCUUCCAGGGCGAGAGGGCGGUGACGAGGCUGAUCUGCUACCCGGCGCGGUUCGAGAAGAGCUUCGACGGGCUGUUCGAGUCCUACCGCAACAGGGGCCGGCGUUUCCGCGAGAUCAUCAACAAGACGCAGGACGCCAUGGCCUACAUGACCUACAACGGAUGGACGCAGGUUCGCGACCCAGCCGGCGAUAUGAUCGAGGACGAGGAGGGCAAUGAGAUGAGGACGCCGCAGUUCAUCUCGAGCGACGUGAUCAUAGACUUUAAAGAAGCCUUCCAGCUGCACGCCGCCUGGAAGCCCGGCUUUGGUGCUUACCUCAAGAGCACGUUCACGCCUACCACCAAGUACGACCCUUUCUCCGUCAUUCAGUGGUCCAACAAGAGCAGGUCCUCGACGGUGAACAAGGUGAGGGAAGUUGUCAUUGAAGACGAUGACAUCUCUUCGCUCGAGUGGAACCACCUGGCCGACAAGGACAACUUUGUCAUCGAUCUCGAUGUCCGGGAGGUCGAGAGGACGGCCAGCAAGCAGACGUUCACUGAUGAAGAUCUGGCCUUGUUGCCAUCGCGUCUCUGUGCAUAUUCCUUACGCGACCGGGAGUUCUUCAACGCAGAUAUUCGAUUCCUGAAGCCCCGCAAGCAAGUGGUGGACGACCCUUUCAGCAACCUCAAGAUCCCAGAGAAUGUCAAGGGGAUGCUCAAGUCCGUUGUCAGGGAGCACUUCAAGAAGAAGGAUCUACAGAAGAAGUUGGAGGCACUCAACAUGGAGAUUCUCGAACAAGAUUUCAUCCAGGGCAAAGGUCGCGGGCUGGCGAUCCUGCUCCACGGUCCUCCCGGCGUCGGAAAGACAGCCACCGCCGAAGCAGUCGCCUCGUCCCACAGCAGACCGCUAUUCCCGAUCACUUGCGGCGAUCUCGGUAUUGACCUAGAUAGGGUGGAGAGCACUCUGAGCGAGGUCUUCCGGCUGGCUAACAAGUGGGGUUGUGUCUUGCUUCUCGACGAGGCAGAUAUCCUGCUUUCACAGCGAGAGAAGAAGGACGACAACAUCCAAAGAAACGCUCUGGUCUCCAUCUUCCUGAGGACGAUGGAGUACUACCAGGGCAUCCUGUUCCUCACGACCAACCGCGUCGGAGUCAUCGACGAGGCAGUGAGCUCGCGAGUGCACUUCAGCGUCGACUUCCCAGACCUAGACCUCGGCCAGACCCUGGCCCUGUUCGACAUGAACAUCGACCGCUCAGAGAAGAUCGCCGAGCAGCGCGCCAUGAUCACAGGCGAGCCGAAGCUGGUCAUCAGAGGAGACGAGCUCCGGCAAUUUGCAAUCGAGCCGUUCCAGAGGUCCCGGGAGCAAAUCACCUGGUGGAAUGGACGGCAGAUCCGCAAUGCCUUCCAGAUCGCGACGUCUCUCGCGUACGAGACCAAGGGCGACUCGGAAGGCAGCGCUCCGUACCUAGGCCGCAGGCACUUUGAGCAGAUCGAGAAGGCGAUCGAGGACCUCAAGACCUACAGGGAGACCAUCUUCCGCAAGACGGACAGCGAGCUGGCCGCGCAGAGGGAGGAGCGUGCCGGCAGGCCGCUCAUGAGCGACAUGCCCUCGCCGCAUCACGGCCGCCAGCAGCACUGGCAAGACUCGAGGUCGUACCCAUCGCGAGGGCCCGCCUACGCGCACUCGCCCGGCCCGUCUAGCAGACUGACGCCGGAGCGAUCUCAGGAGUACGACUUUCCGCCGAGAGGUGGCUAUGGCGGCAGGCCGGCAUCACCACCACAGCGGGAGGCUUCGUUCAAUCCACAGCAUCAGCCGUCGCUGAGCUCGGAAAGGGGACAGGCCUUACCUUCUCGCGAAUAUGACAGAGGCGGUCACGGGCAUCAUGACCAGCGCUAUUGA
Messenger RNA from Thyridium curvatum, 3504 nucleotides. RefSeq lists its product as uncharacterized. NCBI's taxonomy places the organism in Eukaryota, Fungi, Ascomycota, Sordariomycetes, Thyridiales, Thyridiaceae. Bases 1 to 3504 code for a protein of 1167 amino acids. Gene Ontology annotation, molecular function: ATP hydrolysis activity; ATP binding. The record is from RefSeq and is a predicted model, not a curated record. The transcript is spliced from 3 exons.